Molecule: messenger RNA, 1735 nt
Organism: Plodia interpunctella (Indianmeal moth)
Lineage: Eukaryota; Metazoa; Arthropoda; Insecta; Lepidoptera; Pyralidae
Exons: 2
Coding region: 62-1495 (477 amino acids)
Molecular function (GO): protein binding
Source: RefSeq, a predicted model, not a curated record
GGCAACUGUCAACGUCAAAACAUCUUUUAUAACUUUACAUGGUUUUUAUAUAAGUUUUAAAAUGUCCAAUCCGAAUUCCCUAGGGGCAGUCACACAUUAUUCGGCCGAUUUGGCAAAUCGACCGAGUCCCUUGGAUCUGGUGGCCUACCUGCCCUGGGCUUGCAACCAGAUGCAGUGCCAACACACUGUCACCGUGAUAAAAGUUACCCAAACCGAGUAUGUCAGCGUAAAUCCGACAGGGAAGAAGCCAAAGCCGAAACCUAAACCGGUGGUAGUUUCUUCAACAUCUUCAUCAGACUUGAAAAAGGAUGAGCAGAUACAAUCAACUUUCUCAGAAGAGGAUACAUUGAAGAUAUACGCUAUAUAUGACGCGACCGACCGUUUGGUCGAAUUGAAGUUUGAAAACCACGUGGAAAUACCAAGGAUGAUAUUCCAGAUUAUUGCCUUAAUCAUAAAGUUUCAGAGUGGUCUGAACACAAUAACAAUAAACUAUGGCAUCGAUAUGUACAGCAUUCACGAAAUAAGCAAGAUAUUGACCAUCAGCAACAUAACUGACAUUUGUUUAGAUGACACCUAUUUGAAGGAAGCAAAUUAUUAUAUUCUUUUAGACAAUGAGAAUUCUAUCAGACGUAUUUCGCUAUCUAGAUGCACGAUUAAUGAUAACAUAGCUGAAGCGAUAGCUGUUAGAUUAGUAUAUCCUUUACCAGCAUCAAAAACUUUGUCUAUACUAGAUCUUUCGUCAAAUAAAAUAACUGAUUUAGGUGCGAAAUAUAUAGCUCAUGCUUUAAGAUCAAAUAGAUUUUUGAGCUAUCUUAAUCUAUCAGGGAAUUUAUUGACGGACACCGGAGCGAUAGCUAUAUUAAAUCAUCUUGUGGAAUUUCAAUUGACAAGUGAAGAAUUGAUGUCAUCAAGGCAAAGGUUUCUACAAUUUUACCAUCAGAAGAACGAGUUGACCGCGAAGAUUUUCAGAGAUUUCCGUACCGUCGACAGUACAAAAGACAGAAGAAAGUCGCUUAGAACGCCGGUUAUGCCUAAAAAAAUUAAAACCAUAGAGAGAGAGCCGUCUACAAAAGAAGUUAAAAGCGCCAUAGACAUCACUCAAGAUAGGAGUUUAUACGAGAAGGCUCGUAAUAUGGCUGAAAAUCAAAUGGGCAAAUUUAAAGAUCCAUUUACCAAAGAUAAUUUAGUUGUACACGAUGAUAACGUAUACUGUACUGGUAAUAAUGGGUUGUGUUAUUUAAAUUUGUCGUUCAAUGAUCUAUCGUAUUUUAGCCUAAAAACUGUAGCACAUGUGGUAAUGACCCAAAAGGUUUUAAAUAAAAAGCCUAUUGGUUUAGUAAACGUGUCCAUCGAUGGGAACAACCUGCCUAUAAAUUGUGUAGAACUAAAUGAUAUAAACAAUGUAUUGUUCCCUGUUGCUUUCGAUAAAAAUGCUGUUAAGAAACGUGCCGGCGGCACCGCCAAGUCUACGCCGCCAAAUCCUGGUCGUAAUUAAAACAUUAAACAAACCGGACAAGUGCGAGUAGGGCUCGCGCACGAAGGGUCCCGUUCUAUCUAAAAUGAUCACGUUUGUUGUUUGGUGCACACCUUAAAUAAUUAUUAUUGUAAAAAUAUUUGUUAUAGCGGCAAUAGAAAUAUGAUUGAAAAUUUCAAUUGUCUAACUAUACGAUUCAUGAGAAACAGGCUGGUGACAGACGGACAGACAGACGGACGGUAGCGGAGUCUUAGUAAUUGU